Molecule: messenger RNA, 3073 nt
Organism: Cornus florida
Lineage: Eukaryota; Viridiplantae; Streptophyta; Magnoliopsida; Cornales; Cornaceae
Product: N-terminal acetyltransferase A complex catalytic subunit NAA10-like
Exons: 2
Coding region: 114-680 (188 amino acids)
Biological process (GO): N-terminal peptidyl-glutamic acid acetylation
Cellular component (GO): NatA complex
Molecular function (GO): protein N-terminal-serine acetyltransferase activity; protein-N-terminal-glutamate acetyltransferase activity
Source: RefSeq, a predicted model, not a curated record
AUUAAAAGUCCAAUUGUCCGAGCCUAGUCCAUCGACUCAACACCACCAUCGCGUGUGCACAAACUCUUCUCUGCAACAAAGAGCAAACCCUAACCGUAGGAACACAAGCAACCAUGGUGUGCAUACGCAAAGCCACCAUAGACGACCUCUUGGCGAUGCAAGCAUGCAACCUCUUCUGCCUCCCAGAGAACUACCAAAUGAAAUACUACUUCUAUCACAUACUAUCGUGGCCUCAGCUCCUAUACGUUGCCGAAGACUACGGCGGCAAGAUCGUGGGCUACGUGCUGGCCAAGAUGGAGGAAGAGAGCUCCGAGAGUCACGGCCACAUCACCUCCCUCGCCGUCCUCCGAACCCACCGCAAACUCGGUCUCGCCACCAAGCUCAUGACCGCCGCACAAAACGCCAUGGAACAGGUGUUCGGUGCCGAUUACGUGUUGCUGCACGUGAGGAAGAGCAAUCGGGCGGCGUUUAAUCUGUAUACGGAAACUUUGGGUUACAAGAUUCAUGAUGUUGAGGCGAAGUACUAUGCGGAUGGUGAGGAUGCCUAUGAUAUGAGGAAGCAGCUGAAUGGCAAGCACCACCACCACCACCACCACCAUGGUGGUGGAUGUUGCUCCGGUGAGGCGAAGAGUGGCCAUGCAAAAGCGGAGUCUAAGACGGUGGCGGCAUCGGCAGAGUGAUGGUGAGAGAAUGCAUCUUGGGCCAGUGACAUGCUCAUCAUUGAGUGAUGAUCGGUUGAUUAUUAGUGGUUCCUCAACUGGUGGUAUCACAAUAUAAGGUCUUUCAACUGGUCAGCGGGUAGCUACCCUAAGGUCAAGUGAUUCAGCCGGUUUUAUGACAUUCCUUCUCUGUGAUAGUUUUAAUUGUAAUUGCAUAUCUGCUAUGCUUAUACUUUGUUUCAAAUAUACACACACACGCAUAAUAUGUACCCUUUCCUCCAUCUCAUAUUGUAUGCCAUUUCUUCCCAGUUGCCAGCAUUAUGAAUUCACAUUCAAGUGAAAACUAGAAGCUUUGAAAGAAUUCAAAUUCAAUUAAGAAGGCAAUUAAUAUUUUUUACAACAGUAUGUAGUUUUGUUUUUUGAAGUGAAUAUCUAUUCCGGGCAUUUGUAAAAAAAUACAAAAAAAUAGAUAAAUUAUAUAGAUCUGUGGAGUUUUGCAUCUUUAAAUAAGAAAGAGAAGAAUCCUAUAUGUAGAAAUCGAUGACACGAAGCAUGCAGAUGAGGAAAUUUUCCAAGGAAAUUAAAGGAAGGGAUACUAACUCGAUGCACCAGCUAUAACUUAAACCCCACACACACAAAGGACUUGUAGCGGGUAAAAGUGGCUCCUUGAUGAACAAUCAAAGAAGCACCACUUCUGGCUUCUAAAAUUUAGUUGGCAGUCUUUGAUUCUUACCAGUCAUGAUAUGGCUAGUUUUCUCUCUCUUUUCCCCUAUUUGUGGUUAUAAAAAUAGUGGACACAGUGCAAACACACCCAAUAUAGCACAUUUUUUGACCUUGGGACCAAUAUUUGAUACCUCUUAUACACGUUAGAGGGAAUAUUUCUUCUCUUUCUUGCUUCAUUUAGGCAUUGCUCAAGAGUUGCAUCGGUUGGGCUUGCGGAGUUGCCAUGUUUUCAUCGUCCUGUUAUGUUUAUAUAAUAAAAUUUAUAUUUGUUUAUUUAUUUCUGAUGUGUGUGGGUGUGUGUGUGUGUUUUUUUUUUUUGGUAAAUAAUAUAUUUGUGAUGAAUCGCUUCCUCAAAUCUAGUAUAUAUUCUUCUGUUCAUAUUGAAUAUUUAACAUUCUUCAUCAAUCGAUAAAAGUCUAGAGUUCCUUUACAAUAAGGUUUUGUAGAUUUUUGGUGUUUCUUGUAAAUCUAUAUUGUGGGAUGGAUAUCUGGUUGUAGCUGGGUAUUUGCUAAAACAUAUGAAGGCAUUGUAUAUUGUGAUAACAUGGUAUGAUUUGUUUUUCAACUUCUCGUUACAGGGCAUUAGGACCUUGUAUUUCAACUCUUCUUCUCAUUUACUGUUUGAUGGAUCAACUGCAGGAUAUGCUUCUUGUUGGACCUUAGGUAUGCUUAACUGAUAAAAACUAUGCAUGCUAUUUCAUGGAAUCGAGUUCUCUUAAGAGCUAAUUUUGUUGCAAAACCAUUAUCUCAAACUAAUGCCUAGAUGCAUAUUAUUGCUAAUUCUGAAAAUGAAACUAUGCUAAAUAAGCAGUAUAUUUGAUUUAUCCUCUAUUGCCUAAUAUUUACAAUGACUAAGCGUUGAGGAAAUUGUUUUUGUGGGGACUGAGGAGGUAUUUAAACAUGCAAUCAAGGUGUUAGCCUUAAGAUUAAUCUUCAUUGCUCAUAGAAAGCGAAAUUUAGUAAUAUGCUUAUCUGAACUUGGUAAAUUCUAGCUAAUUUUAUUCAAGUCUUUGCUGUCUGAUAGUUUCUGAAGUUUCUUGAUGAUUGUUAUGCUGGAUGAGUUGUAAAUUUGGCAAGUUGACCUUGUUCCGUUACAUUGCCGGACAAUGAGAAAUCUUUGGGAGACGCAAUGUUUUAUAUUCUAUGCAUCACCUGCAAAUUGAUAGAUCAACAACAUUAGUUACUGGUGGAAUAGAUGGUGUGGUUCAUGUAUUGGAUGAGAACACGGGUGAAGUAUAUCCAUGGUGCAUUUUGUAUGGAAGUAAAAGGUGUGUAUGGAGUCACUGAACGGAAGCUAGUGCAGCAGAUGCCCCCAUUGAUCUCAUUCCUGGAACUUGUCGACCUCCGAUCAGGUGCUUGGCUGUUGGAAUGCAGAAGGUUCUCAUCGCACACAAUGGCAAGUGCAUCAGAAUAAGGAAAUUCAAAGCAUAAUCAGUAUCACCUCUUCUGGUGCGGAUUUGUGAUCAAUGAAGUUUAAAGAUGACGGACAACCAUUGGAAGAAAAAACAGCAAGAAGAAAUAAGAUAUGAAUAGUGACUAAAAGUUUUCAAAUGAUUUAUGUUUACUGGCCAGUCUUCUUAUCAGUUGUAUUACCCAUAACUUGUAUUUUUUCGUAUUCCGUAUAUGCAUUAUUGUCAAAUUUAUGUCACCUCUCUAUUAUGGUUAAAUUAGUAAAAUGAUUCAUAUUAUAA